AUGGCAUCACUAUCCAGAACCACUACCGAGCACUUGAGAACAAACUGCAGUGCUGAGAUGGCCACCCCUCGGAGACCUAGGCUGCUCAGGUGUAAUGUCACAGAAGCCUCCAUAAGCAAACAAAGUGCAAGUCGCGAUGUUAUUAUCACACCAGCCUCGCCAUCUGCCGUGUACUUACUCAACAAGAUGGGUAGCGUCUCUCUAAAUCCAACCAACGCCGACGCUGGUGAGGUUGAUGAAGUAGCGUUGAAGGGCCAAGUCCGAGCUAUAUCAUAUAGUGAAGAAAGCAGCCCAUAUGCCUCAGUUGAUUACCGGACAAGUGAUAAGGCAUCAGUCCUGACGGGUUGGUUCUUAGCAGGCCUAAAGUAUCAACCAGACGGUUCAGAAGUGGCUGACAGGCACCACAGGGGGGUAUUUCAGCUUUCCGAGUUUCGACAACUGGUCAUCGACUAA
Molecule: messenger RNA, 453 nt
Organism: Pochonia chlamydosporia 170
Lineage: Eukaryota; Fungi; Ascomycota; Sordariomycetes; Hypocreales; Clavicipitaceae
Exons: 1
Coding region: 1-453 (150 amino acids)
Source: RefSeq, a predicted model, not a curated record